AAAUAAUAAUCGCUCGAUUAUUUUUCAUUAAAUAAAUUAUCACAAUUAAAAAUUUAUACAUGAUUUCCAAAAUCCCUCUUAGAUUGUUAAGCACCAUCCAACCAUUGAAGAUGACAAGAGUAUUUGCUCCAUUCUGCACCCAAUUGGAGAAGGUCAAUAAAACUGGAUAAAAGUUAGUGAAGAUAGUUGAGAAAGAAUUGAAAUACGAGAAAACCAAUUACGUUGAGGAUGACACAGCCAUUCAAUUCGUCGAAAAGGCCGGAUUCCAAUUGGUCGACGACGAAGCCAAUCACGAAGUCACAUUAGAAAAGAAAGUAGGAGAUGUCAAAGUCAUCGUGCAAUUCCAAUCAAGACAACCCAAUUAAGACGAAGGAGAAGAAGAAGAAGCAGAAGAACAAUAGAAAAAUAAGUAAAAUCAAGAGGAAGAGGAAGAAUAAGAAUCACAUACUGAAUAUGCCGAUUUCACAGUUUAUCUCCAAAAAAGCAAUGGACAAAUCUUAUGCUAUGAAUGCAGCACUUCAUAAGGAGAAGUUAAUGUUAACAUGGUUAGUUUGAUUAAGGACUUAGAGGCUCACAAGUUGAUUCCAAGAUUUGAGAGAGGAUUAUAAGAUUACUCAGGCCCAGAUUUCAUUACUUUAGAUGAGAGAUUACAAUUGGCUUUGGUCGACUAUUUGAAAGGAUUUGGAAUUAACGAUGAAUUGGGUGCAUUCAUUGAACACUACUCAUUGGACAAAGAAUAAAGAUUGUACAUCUAAUGGUUAAACUCAUUGACAACCUUCUUGAAGAAUUGA
This is a messenger RNA of Paramecium tetraurelia, 791 nucleotides long. RefSeq lists its product as uncharacterized. Gene Ontology annotation, cellular component: mitochondrial matrix. The record is from RefSeq and is a predicted model, not a curated record. The transcript has 4 exons. Lineage: Eukaryota; Ciliophora; Oligohymenophorea; Peniculida; Parameciidae.